This is a messenger RNA of Phanerochaete carnosa HHB-10118-sp, 1054 nucleotides long. RefSeq lists its product as uncharacterized. The transcript is spliced from 19 exons. The record is from RefSeq and is a predicted model, not a curated record. Lineage: Eukaryota; Fungi; Basidiomycota; Agaricomycetes; Polyporales; Phanerochaetaceae. The coding region runs from base 53 to 1054 and encodes 333 amino acids.
AAGAGCUCAUGUCUCGGGAAAGGCGAGCAAAUCUCCCUCUGCAACCCUGGUCAUGACUGCCACACAGACUGUCGCUCCGCCUACGUCGUCUCAGCCUUCAGUCCAAUCUCGAUGGGGGCCAGUAUUUGUUACCACCUCGUUCGGAUUUAUGCUUUUUGGCGUGUUUACAGCCCAAGUCUACUUUUACUGGUACGCGUACAAGAACGAUCGCAGACUUCUCCGCAUCUUUGUGAUCGCACUAUGGAUCCUAGAGGCAUCCCACACUUUUUUUUGUUUCCACUUCCUCUAUGAAUACUUUGUCGCCAACAUUGGCUCCCCGAAGCAGUUCUCAGUGAUCGUCUGGAGUGAUCCGUCGAGUGUCCUCACCGAGGCAAGAAGUCAUCAUCGGAACAUCCCGUCAAGGUUCUAUAUCCUUCGCUUAUGGCGUCUAAGCGGUCGUAAUUAUGUUGCUGUGGGAACACUAAGUAUACUCCUUCUAGCUCGUCUAGGCGCAGGCUUCGCAACUAACAUAUGGUUUGCUAUGUGCACGACCUUCGCAAAACUUGGGACGAAACACAUAGUGCAUAUCGUACUGGACGUCGCCCAGACGCUCUCGGCCAUCGUCGAUCUCUUGAUUACCACGAUGAUGAUCUUUUAUCUCAAAAAGGGGAUGAACUUGUCCAGCUUCAAGCAGUCUCGAAGCGUAAUCCAGACGCUGAUGUUCUUCACAAUCAAUACCGGUGCACUCAGUAUGAUUGGCUCUGUUUGUACGCUCUUCCUCCUCAAUUUUAUGACCGGGAGCCUGGCGUUUUGGGGGCUGAUCCAGCUUCAGGGCAAAUUAUAUGCAAACUCAGUUUUGGGAUUCCUUAAUGCGCGGCAACAUCUGAGGGACAAGCUGAUUGAAGUCGAAUUCAAUUCAGUCCCUCUGCAUCUGCCGGAAGCGAGCCCCAGCGGAUCAAGCGCGAAUGGGCCAGUUUUCAAGCAAUAUGCCGGCGAUACGUCAUUAGGCACGAGCGUUGGACAAGACUCUGUGAUAUCACAGCCGCACGCGGACCAGCCGACACCUAGGACAUAG